UGGAAGAUCGACGACAAACCAGUGAAAAUUGACAAAUGGGACGGUUCAGCUGUGAAAAAUUCCUUGGACGAUUCUGCCAAAAAGGUUCUCCUGGAGAAGUACAAGUACGUUGAAAACUUCCGCCUGAUCGACGGCCGCCUCAUCAUCUGCACAAUCUCAUGUCUCUUUGCCAUUGUAGCUUUGAUUUGGGAUUACCUGCACCCCUUUCCUGAAUCUAAACCUGUUCUUGCCUUUUGUGUUGUAUCCUCAUAUAAAGAAAAGAGCAUUUUCCUUGUAGCUCACAGAAAAGACCCUGCGGGGAUGGACCCCGAUGACGUUUGGCAGCUUUCCUCCAGUCUCAAACGGUUUGAUGACAAGUACACCCUGAAGGUGACGUUCAUCAGCGGCAGAACCAAGCAGCAGAGGGAAGCCGAGUUCACCAAGUCCAUCGCCAAGUUCUUCGAUACCAACGGCACGUUGGUGAUGGAGGCCUAUGAGCCCGAGGUGUCCAAGCUGCACGACAGCCUGGCCAUGGAGAGGAAAAUCAAGUGACCUGGAAUGCUGCCGGCUCCCGGGAAUGUGCUCAGUGAACACCAAUAAAGCAAAACGACAA
Molecule: messenger RNA, 592 nt
Organism: Nestor notabilis (Kea)
Lineage: Eukaryota; Metazoa; Chordata; Aves; Psittaciformes; Psittacidae
Gene: SPCS2
Product: signal peptidase complex subunit 2 homolog (S. cerevisiae)
Exons: 4
Biological process (GO): protein targeting to ER
Cellular component (GO): membrane; signal peptidase complex
Source: RefSeq, a predicted model, not a curated record